GUUGAUGGUCUAAGGUUUGUUUUGUUUGGGAAAAUGGCGGACUCACUGGCCAAGUACGGGCUCUACGUAGAUGAUUUCAGUAAAAUUAGGAUUCUGGAGCCCGAGGUAGCCGGACAGAGUGAGAAAUUGAGGGUUGAAUGUCAAGGAUUUAUCUCCAAAAUAACAGAAUUCAAAAAAAAUUCCGAUGAAUUCAUCGAGAUGCUUGAUGGUCUUGCUAAUGAGGUCGAGAGACAGAAGAUGAGGACAAUAGGUGCUAGGAAUCUUUUGAGAUCGGUAUCGAAGCAGCGUGAGGCUCAGAAACAAAAAAUUCAGGCUUUGAUUAUUGAAAAAACAAUGGAACUGGAGCGUUUGAGGAUUCAGUACGACUCGUUGCGAAGAAUAGAACAAGAGCAGCUGGAAACAAUCGAGCAUUUAACAGUUAAUUAAUUAAUUGGCUUUUAAUUUCAUUUAUAAUCGCAGUGAAUCGAUUUUUUCUUGGUGAAAUAACUUCUGAAAAAUAAAGGUACGUUUGUUCUUCGCCAAAUGUUCAUUCAAUCUGCGUUGGAGUUUAUAAAUAAUUGAAGAAUAGCGGGGCAAUUUAUUAAUUACUACAAAAUAAUUUUUAGGAAAUUUUAGAGUUCAAUAACUUGAUGAGCCGUUUUGGUCACAAUUUUCGUUGGAUAUCUCUACAUCUAGAAGAGUUGGGAAAAAUAUUGUUCGACAGCUUUUGUAGCUCUUGAAAUUCUCCACAAAAAAUGUUCAGACGAAAAUUUCGUAAUUUAUCUCCAGUUCUGAGAUAUUGAAGAUUUUUGGAAAAGAAAUUCGUUCUGAAGUGAAAUUCUUCUUGUCCAUCACUUCACUGUUUCAUUAAUUAAUUAAUCAAAUUAAUUGACUAAUUUUUCAAUUAAUCGGAGGGAGAAAAAUAAAUUUAUAAUAUAGAUUUUCUGGUUUUCGUCAUUUUUAUUAAAAACAUUCUUUUCAUAAACUGUCAAUCAGGUUUUUAAGUGAGUAAUUGUAUUCCAUAACCAGGGAAAUUUACCCACAAAUAAAAAAAAAAUGUGUUUCUAUCUUGAAAUUCUCGAGAUGUCGUCAGUUUCCAUUUUCUAAAAGGCGUACAGGGUUUUCCUGUCUAUUCUUCAGGAA
Diachasmimorpha longicaudata is the source of this 1122-nucleotide messenger RNA. RefSeq names its product intraflagellar transport protein 20 homolog (gene IFT20). The record is from RefSeq and is a predicted model, not a curated record. Bases 34 to 426 code for a protein of 130 amino acids. Gene Ontology annotation, biological process: centrosome localization; protein localization to cilium; intraciliary transport. NCBI's taxonomy places the organism in Eukaryota, Metazoa, Arthropoda, Insecta, Hymenoptera, Braconidae. Gene Ontology annotation, cellular component: Golgi apparatus; centrosome; intraciliary transport particle B. The transcript is spliced from 3 exons.